GCCUAGGACCUGGACCUGCAGCUGGGUGCAGCGUGGUGCCAGGACAGGCCUGGAGCCUGCCUUAGCCCCCACUCCCUGCUGCACCGCUGACAGGGAGCCACCCGAGAUAAGCUCACGUCCCAACCCCCAGCCCUGAUCCCACUCCUGCACCCCUCAUUUCUGGCCCCACCCCAGAGCCCACACCCAGGUAGAGCCCUUAGCCCCGCCCGCACUGCCCCCUCCUGCACCCUGAACCCUUUAUCCCCAGCCCCCCCCCCCGCGCCCCCCCAGUGAAAGCGAGGGAGGGAAGGAGGCUGGGGGAAAGUCGUGAGCGGGGUCGGGGCCCCCGGAAAGGGGCGGGACGAGGCUGUUCGGUUUUGUGGGGUUAGAAAGUUGGCACCUCGCCGAGCCGCCUCCCUGGGGGACCCGCUGCCCUGAGGGCGCAAAAGCCAGCGGGCGAACCCGAGGCAGCCCCAACGCGCGGCUGCGCGUGACACGGCUCGCGGGCCCGCCCCCAGCGCUUGUUAGUGCCUGGGGCUGGCCGUGCUGGGACCCCGGCAGCUGCUGGCAUCCCUGCUGGCGGGGCUCGCAAGGCGCCCCCAGCCGGGCCGCAGCAGCGCAGGGGACCAGCCAGUAGAACUACAAUCCCCACAACCCCCCGGGCCAGAGGUGGCGGUGACGUCACCCCGCACCCCUCCGGCCGGCGGCGAGGCCCGGCGCCGCUAUUCGCGGAGCGGUCUGCGCCGGCCUCGCGCUCAGCCGAGCGGAGCGGCGGGAGCAUAGAGCGCGGCGUCCGGCGGCGCAGAGCGGCGCCGCUCCGCUCCAGCCCCCGCCCAGUAAGCAGUCGCUAACAUGGCGGCUCGGAGGCCUCGCUCCGCCUCGGAGCACGACAGUGAUGAUGAUUCGUAUGAAGUAUUGGAUUUAACAGACUAUGCAAGGCGUCACCAUUGGUGGAAUCGUGUGUUUGGCCGAAAUUCUGGACCAAUUGUAGAAAAGUAUUCUGUAGCCACUCAGAUUGUAAUGGGCGGAGUGACUGGUUGGUGUGCAGGAUUUUUGUUCCAGAAAGUUGGAAAACUUGCAGCAACUGCAGUAGGUGGUGGAUUUCUUCUACUUCAGAUUGCCAGUCAUAGUGGGUAUGUGCAAGUUGACUGGAAGAGAGUUGAAAAAGAUGUAAACAAAGCAAAAAGACAGAUAAAAAAACGUGCGAACAGGGCAGCACCUGAAAUCAGCACCCUCAUUGAAGAGUCAACAGAAUUUAUCAAACAGAAUAUAGUAGUAUCCAGUGGAUUUGUUGGAGGCUUUUUGUUAGGACUUGCAUCUUAAGGACUUGAAUUUGUCUUCCUGAUGGCAUCAACCACAACAAAGAACAGUAGUAGUGAUUAGUGCACUGUCUUAAAGCAAAGCAGUGUGGGUCACUGAUCACUCCAGAGGAAGGAGAAUGGACUAGCCAGACAAAUUGGAAGCUUUUAUGUUUUAGGCUUUUGCCUUCCGAUGCUUGGCAUAAGAUUUGCUGAAAAACUGCAGUGUGCUCAUAAUAGCAUUUUUUGGACAAAACUGGUUAAUUUUCAUCAUGACUUUUUUAUUCCGUGACCAUUCAGAAAAUAGCAUUUUUAAAAUGUAAUUUGUGGGAUAUUGCUAUGCUACGGUAAUGUAAGAAGGAAAGCUCCAUUUUCAAUCUGAAUGUUUUCCAGAUAAAUGUUGCUUUAUCUUUAUUUAAAAGGUAUUGUCCUUCAUGCUGUAGUAAAUAGUGCCAAUUACUAAUAAUGUAUACAAUAUGUAGCUUCAGCCGGAGGGCUGACAAUCUUCCUUAGAAAUCACUGCAAUAAUCUAUAAACCUGUAAUAACUUUUUACAGAAGUAUUAAGUAAAAAAGAAUCAUGAUCAUAUUAAAGGUGAAAAUCAAACCUU
Messenger RNA from Dermochelys coriacea (leatherback sea turtle), 1886 nucleotides. RefSeq names its product FUN14 domain containing 1 (gene FUNDC1). Gene Ontology annotation, biological process: autophagy of mitochondrion. The coding region runs from base 832 to 1302 and encodes 156 amino acids. The record is from RefSeq and is a predicted model, not a curated record. Gene Ontology annotation, cellular component: mitochondrial outer membrane. NCBI's taxonomy places the organism in Eukaryota, Metazoa, Chordata, Testudines, Dermochelyidae. The transcript is spliced from 5 exons.